Molecule: messenger RNA, 921 nt
Organism: Punctularia strigosozonata HHB-11173 SS5
Lineage: Eukaryota; Fungi; Basidiomycota; Agaricomycetes; Corticiales; Punctulariaceae
Exons: 4
Coding region: 160-402 (80 amino acids)
Source: RefSeq, a predicted model, not a curated record
CGCCAUCCGUCGGCCAGCAACGUUCGCGAAGGGCCAGCUCGGUGUGAACCCGUAAACAGUCCAGGCCCGGGUCCGUGCGUGCAUACCUCCGCCGUAACGCCUGUCGGAAGACAUUGUCCUUCCUGUCUGUCGCUCGCAUUCAGAGGGCCAGCGUGAACGAUGCCGGAAGCAGAGGCCAAUUCCUUGCCGCCCAAGCAGAUUCUCGAGGAGCUAGGCGAAGAGAGCGACGAGUACGACGACAUCGAGGAGGAGGAAGAGAAAGAGGAAGGCGGAUACGCAGACGAGGAGGAAGAAGAAGUCGAAAACGCCGCUGAAGGAGCCGAUGACGGCAAUGAAGGCGGCUCGAGUCUCACCGCGCUGCUGAUCGGUGGUCAUGUUGGCUACCUCUCCUCGCUCGUGUAGCGGUACUGACAUAUAUGCAGGGAGGACCGGCCCCAGACGAAGCGGACGCGGAAGGCGACGAUGACGAGGACGAUGAAUACCACCCUGAGACUGCGUCCAAGCCGGUGGCGGCACCCAUGAUAGGCCGCAAGCGCUCACGCGACGAAGAGGACGAGGAGGAGGCAGCAGAUGGUGCUACUACUGCAGAAAAGCACGGCGCGGCCGGAGGGGAACCAGCUGACAGCGCCGACACGGACGAGCAAGAAACGUCGGCGAAGCGCGCAAAGGUCGAUGUCGUGUAAUGAAGGACUCACAGCUGACGCGCUGACGAGAAAAGAGUCUUAGCCUGUCUGAUGCCUAACAGUUCCAAAUGAUCCGAUGGUGACCUCAAUUAUCUGUUGUAACUGCUGCAAGUACGUUCUAUAUAUCGUUAUUCCUGCUUUACCGUACGUCGGUUGUGACAACGGUCGUGCUGUAUAUCACGCGUCAUAAUAACUGUACACAACACUGGUUGCCGAGAACUAUUCCGGGAUGACGCGG